AUGGCAGAGAAAUUGUGGCUGCGAAAGGUGCAGGCCGGGUGUGGUGUGCAGGUGGUGGUGUCCGUUCGUCGGAGGCGCGAGAGUGUGACGCUUUGUAAUGCUGCCGAGGAGAAAUAUAGUAUCGGGCGUUUUAGUGCAGGGCGCCACACAAUGUCGAUUGGCGGAGGUCGAGGACGGAAGGCGAAUGCCGAGCUUGAUGUGCGCUGGGAACUGGGAAUAGCGCAGGAUGCUGCAGGGCUUGAUCUAGCGGCCAGGGUGUGGUGCGAUGCCGUGUAG
This is a messenger RNA of Akanthomyces muscarius, 276 nucleotides long. RefSeq lists its product as uncharacterized. The coding region runs from base 1 to 276 and encodes 91 amino acids. Lineage: Eukaryota; Fungi; Ascomycota; Sordariomycetes; Hypocreales; Cordycipitaceae. The record is from RefSeq and is a predicted model, not a curated record. The transcript has 2 exons.